AUGUCAUCAUUACCAGACCCUAGAGUCCUACGCCUACCGCGGACUGACGUCGGCAAUGACUUCGUCCUCGUAAAUGUCCAACAAAUUGGGUCUGAUCCUCUCGACCUGAAACUCGUCGCUACUGAUGGCGAGUCUCCCUUCGUGACCUCCGUACGUCAGAACCAGAUUCACAAAUUGCAGGCUUCUAGCUCGCAGAUCGAGCUAGAUCAUUGGCACUCUAUUCUGUCUGCUAUCUUGCUUCAAUCUAUUCCAAAUGAUCCUACUCUGGCUGGAGUAGAAGCCGUGGCCAAUGUCUCUUCAUCUCAAAUCACUAUAACCAUCCGCAACAAGAUUAGUGGCAUUACUCAACGACUUGGCGUAAUAAUCCUUGACAAGGAUGAGGACGAAGAUAUUCAACUCUUUGACUGGACCGGCUUUGCUGUAUCCCGAGCUGAUGGACUGGCCAACCAACUAGCAACUUUCCAAUCUACCGUGGCGGAGCACCAGAAGACGAUAGAUGACUUGACCGCACAACUGGAUGACUUGGUCCAAGCNAAAAAGUCUCACCAAGAUGAGAUGCUCAGGAAAUUCGCAGCCCUAUUGAACACCAAGAAACUUAAGAUCCGAGAUCAGCAGCGCCUUUUGGCUCAUUCCAAGGUCGAUCCCACAACUGCAGAUCACGUCCAGCAAGCCAGAUCUGGAACCACUGGACGCAAACCUGAUUUGUCUCGUUCGAGCAAGCGUAAAGCCGAUAGCAGCAUUCAAGAACCUNNGGAAACAGAUGACGAUAACUCUGAGGGGACGGAUCUGGGGAACCGCAUGAACGAAGAAAAUGACAUGCGUCAGGAUCUUGGUGAACCCCUGAAAUCUGACAAAUCCGACCUUGAUACAGAAGAUGACGAUAGCGACGGUGGCUUUGCUCCAGCUCCCAUGCCGUCACAGUCGUCACUUUCCCAAGCACGCUCUCAAAACUCUGUUGGAGCCAAAGAAAAGAUGAAACCAAACGGAGCCAAGGCUGCACCUCAGAAGUCCCCUGAGAUAGAGCUUCCGCCUAGAAGGCAAUUGCCUUUCUCCAAGAGAGACGACUUGAAGUCUGCUUCCCAAGUUCCUCCGAAGUCGUCUUUGGAAACUCUUCCUCAAUCUUCUGCUACCCUACCCUCUUCCAAACCACCACCAGCAAUGGAUGAUGAUGAUGAGACAGAUGACGAACUGUAA
This is a messenger RNA of Aureobasidium musti, 1194 nucleotides long. NCBI's taxonomy places the organism in Eukaryota, Fungi, Ascomycota, Dothideomycetes, Dothideales, Saccotheciaceae. The record is from the annotation of a GenBank genome assembly.